GGGCCGAGCGGAGCCGAGCGGAGCCGAGCGGGGCAGCGCCGCCGGGAUCUGGCCGCCCGCCAGCCCUGUUCUCAUAAACCACAUGCUGUCAGCGGCCCUAUAAAGGGCAGCGCGGCGGCGACGGCGGACUCAGCCCGGCCCCGCUCCCGCACUCAGCCGCCUUCUCCCGCACCGCCCGACCCGCCGCAGCCCCGGCCCCACGGCAGCCCCCAUGCCCCGCCUCGGAUCCCAGGUGUCCCUGUUCCGCUGCACCCUGCUCUCGUCCCUCCUCCUCAUCUGCAGCAUCCAUGAGACGGAGCAGAACAGCUACUGCCAGCAGAUCAUCACCGAGCGGCACCUGGACUACCUGCAGGAUCUGGCAGACACACAGAUGCAGCAACCCGGCACGGUGUCCUUCAGAUUCAUCAGCAAGAUGCGGCUGAACGACUCUGUCUGCUACGUGAAAGCUGCCUUCCCUUUGCUGGGCACAAUCCUGAACAGGACGACGUUCAAGGAGAACUCAACAAACGCCAACAAGAUGAAGACGGUGCGCAGGAUGUACGAAAGCAUCGAUGAGAACGUGGACCCCUGCAUCAGGGAGGAGGACGACGAGGAGCACGCGCUCUCCGAAACGUGCUUUGAGGAUUUCACCACGUCCCCCUACGAGAUGCUGGUGCUGGUGAGGCAGUUCUUCCAGGACAUCAAACAACUGCUGCACAACAAGGAGACCUUUGAGAAGGACUGCAGCCAGGUGUACCGCAGCGCGUGUGCGGGGCCCCAGCAGCGCAGCUCCUCCCCAGGUGUGGGGACAGAUCCUGACUGCAAUUGCCUGUCCCCUGCCCUCCCUUCUGCCACCCAGCCCUCCCUCUCCGCUGCCACCCGUGCCGGCAGGGACGUGGCACCCUCUAGCACCAGGGUCCCUUACCGCCGGCUGGGCGGCAUCCUGGCCGAGUUAGGCAGCAGUGCCUCGUCCGAGCCCCCCAGUAGCAUGGAGGGCAGCUCGGGGGCCGAGGAACUGCCAGGAACCGGGCUCGGCGACGCGUCGGCGCCGUCCCCCACCGUGCAGCAGACGCUUGGAGCCCUCCUGGAUCCGGCCGCGAGCGCCAGCCCGAAGGCCGAGGACAAAUCCAUCCCGUUCCACGGGAUGCUCGAGGAGGGCGCCGGGACCCCCGUCCUCCCGCAUCAGCUCCCUUCGCCCCGAGGGAUCAGCACGGCGAUGCCGGCGGCGGUCCCCAGCAGCGGCUCCGCGCAGCGCCGCGCCGUCGGUCGCCGUCCCACCGAGAGCCCCGAGCGGGUCACGCAGCUCCGCUUCUCCAGGAUGGCUCCGCUGUUGCGGGGACGGGCGGAGGGCGGCCCCGGGGACGGGACGGGGGCGCGAGGCUGGGGGCUGAGCCGGCUGCGGGAGCCCGAGGACGGCGGGGCCGGACCCAGCUUUGAUUCGAGCUUUGUUCUGAGCGCAGAGCAGCGCAGGAAGGAGCCGCCAGCCGCCGGCGAGAGCCACCGGGAGCUCCUGGUGUACGUCACGGUGGCCAGCGUCGUGGCCGUCUUGCUGGCCAUGGGCGGGCUGCUUUUCUACAAGUAUAAAUCCAAGGUCCUGCAGCGGCCGCUAGAACAGAGGGGCUGCGACCCCGAGGAGCCGGAGACCAGGGCGCUGCAGGGAGCGGAGGGGUGCGCGGAGCUGGAGACGCAGGAGCUGUGAGGGCCCCCUGGCGGGAUGCGACGCUGCUCGGGGGGGCGGGGGGGUGAACGGACGGGGGCGCUCCUCGCUGGGCGACGGACGGCCGUUGUGCGGCCCCCAAAAGACGCGACGAGCCCCAACCCCCGGCCUGCAGCUGGAACCCGCACAACCCACGGAUGAGGACGGAAGGACGGGGCAGCGCAGCCCGGCAGGACCUUGGCGAUGGGGUGGAUGGCACCGAGGGGCUCCGUGGGGACGGCGCUGGAUGCGUCCGAAGCUGCGAGUGGAAAAUCCGCCCCCCCCCCCUCCAUCCGUCCGUGUUUCCCGUUGCUCCUCACCCACGCCUGGCACGGCAACCCAUAGUGGGGGGGGGGCAGGGCAGGGGGGGGCACCCUUCCCGCAUCCCACCGGUGCUGAGGACCCAACGCCAGGCCUGCAAAGGGGAAACCCCUCACACUGUGAAUAUUUAAGACCCGCCGUGCCGUCCCCGUGCCGCGAUCCCAAGCUGGACUUGGGAGCUGCCCAGCGCAGGAAAGCUUCUCUAUGAACGCGGUGGAUAAAAAGCUUUUAUCCAACAAAUGCACUUUGGGGGAUGGGGGGGGGGUGGUUUCCCUCCCCCCUCCCUGCAGGGUUAUUGCUGCGAGCUGGCCUCGCCCAGACUGGAUUUUGAUGCUGGAGCACAGCGUGGUGGUGAUGCUGAGGGUGCAGGGAAAGGCUUUGGGGCACAGCGGUACCCAAAACCGCAUCCCACCCCACACAGCAUCCCUCCCCAGCGCCGCCGCUCCUGGGCUGGGAAGCGUUAUUUUUAUAUGAUAUAUAUAUUAAAAAAGAAGGAAAAAAAAAAAAGAGGGACAGACCCCACUUUUUUUGGUUGUUUUUAAAGCAUUAGUAUUAAUUUUGUUUUCUAUGCGUAUUUAUGGACUGCCAAAAGGAGGCGUUUCCUGGGGGGGAGGGAGGGGUGGAAG
This is a messenger RNA of Lagopus muta (rock ptarmigan), 2622 nucleotides long. It is a transcript of the gene CSF1, whose product is annotated as colony stimulating factor 1. Gene Ontology annotation, cellular component: membrane. Gene Ontology annotation, biological process: positive regulation of macrophage differentiation; osteoclast differentiation. The transcript has 9 exons. The coding region runs from base 212 to 1678 and encodes 488 amino acids. Lineage: Eukaryota; Metazoa; Chordata; Aves; Galliformes; Phasianidae. The record is from RefSeq and is a predicted model, not a curated record. Gene Ontology annotation, molecular function: cytokine activity; growth factor activity.